Molecule: messenger RNA, 1510 nt
Organism: Ipomoea nil (Japanese morning glory)
Lineage: Eukaryota; Viridiplantae; Streptophyta; Magnoliopsida; Solanales; Convolvulaceae
Product: scarecrow-like protein 23
Exons: 1
Coding region: 78-1451 (457 amino acids)
Biological process (GO): regulation of DNA-templated transcription
Cellular component (GO): nucleus
Molecular function (GO): sequence-specific DNA binding; DNA-binding transcription factor activity
Source: RefSeq, a predicted model, not a curated record
AAACCUUAAUCUUUUCUCAAUCCCUCUUUACAUCUCUCUCUCUCUCUCUCUCUCUCUCUCUCUUUCUCUCAAACCAAAUGGAAAGCAUAAAUGAUGAGGAUGAGUUCUUGAGUCUUAAACUUGCCAUCGCCACACAACAACCAUUAGGGUGUGAAAGGAACAAGAAAAGGAAGAGGCGAGAAGACUUAGUCAGCAUUUCGAGUUAUGAAGAGGAGAUAUAUAGUCUCCUUCAAAUAGGAGAGCAGAUGCUGAACUCGACUCACAAGACCAGCAAAGAAAGCUCGGGAGGCCGGGAAGGCCUUCAUUUGAUCAACUUGUUGUUGGUUGCCGCGGCAGCUGUCAACGACAACAACCUCACCUCUGCAAUGGCAAACCUUAGUGAAUUGUGUCAAAAUGUGUCCGUACUAGGAGACGCCAUCCAAAGAGUGUCGGCGUACUUCGCAGCCGCCUUGACCGCCCGCCUCCUAACCCAAAAAUCGCCCUUCUACCACACCAUAAUGAAGCCCCCCACCUCCCAAGAAGAGUUCUUAGCCUUCACACACCUCUACAAGGUCUCCCCUUUGUACCAAUUCGCUCACUUCACAGCUAACCAAGCCAUCAUUGAAGCCUUCGAGAACGAGAACAAGCCCUCUUUGCACGUUAUUGACUUCGACAUCUCCCAUGGCUUCCAAUGGCCAUCCCUAAUCCAAUCCCUUUCACAAAACAUUACCACGACACCAGCUUUAUUAAACCGAAUUUCCCUCAGGAUAACCGGGUUCGCCACAACCUUAAACGAGCUACAAGAAACCGAGGCCAGGCUCCUAAGCUUCGCCAAAGGCUUUCGCAAUUUGUCGUUUGAAUUUCACGGUUUGUUGAAAGGGUCCAACCUAGGAAACAUAGUAACACUCGAGAAUGAAACCACGGCGGUCAACUUAUCCUUUCACGUCAACGACAACAGAUUAACUGCCGACAUUAGUGAAACCUUAAAAGCCGUCCAUUCUCUCCGCCCUUCAGUCGUCACCGUGGUGGAGCAAGACGUAAUUUGCAGAAAACUACCUCAAAGUUUCCUAUCAAGAUUCAUGGAAUCUCUACACUAUUUCGCCGCCAUGUUUGAUUCCUUGGACGAUUGUCUCCCCAUAGAUAGCCAUGAGAGGUUGAGCAUCGAGAACCAUCUUGGGAGAGAGAUCAAAAGUGUGAUGAAUUUUGAUGAUCAAAGACAUGAUGAGAGAGAGAGGGUAUUAUUGGAGAGUGGUGGGUUUUGUGAGAUGGAAUUGAGCUCUAAGAAUGUAAUGCAAGCCAAACUGCUUUUGAAAAUCAGAAGCCAUUCUCCUUCUUCAUCAUCAUCUUCUUCUUCAUCUUGUGUUAAUAAUGGCGGAUUUAGAGUUGUUGAGAGAGAUGAUGGGAAGGGUAUUUCUCUAGCUUGGCAAGAUAGGUGUUUGAUAACUGCAUCUGCAUGGCAGUGUUGUGUAUGACUCGAUUAUAUCGAUCAUGUUGUCAAAUAGUUCUGACUUAUUAAUUUCUUUCUUUCUUG